Messenger RNA from Tribolium madens (black flour beetle), 1466 nucleotides. RefSeq lists its product as uncharacterized. The record is from RefSeq and is a predicted model, not a curated record. NCBI's taxonomy places the organism in Eukaryota, Metazoa, Arthropoda, Insecta, Coleoptera, Tenebrionidae. The transcript has 2 exons. Bases 6 to 665 code for a protein of 219 amino acids.
CAAAGAUGGAGAAAAUCCCAGUGUUGGUGGUUAUCAUAGGGUGCUUUAUUACGGGGAUUACCCCUACUUCAAGGGAAAUUGUCGCGGAUUUGGAACCACAAAUCAAGGCAAUUCAGGCUAAAAUCUCAACAGUGUACAAAAGUACAAGCGAUACUUUCGCCUCAACUCGAAUUUUAAUCAGGAAUAACAUCUUAAAUGCUAGGAACUUGAGCAGUUACAAGUUACUAGAACUGAGACAUUUCCUCAACCUAGCCCGAGUUGAGACAGCAUCGGCCCGCCCGAAAGUCCGGGCCUGUAUCACCAACCAAAACACCGAAUUUGCCAAGCUUUUGCCUGGGAAUUACCUCACUUGUGAGGCCAAUUUUAGUGACCUCGUAGACAUCCAGAGUGACAUUUUGAGGUUGCAAAAAAUCGGUCAAGACUUUGUCCAGUCUUGCAUUCGAAUGAAUCCUCUCUGGAGCGAAAGGCUUAAUCUUCGGGUGUGUCUACAAGGCAAAAUCCGCGAUCUUGCAACCCAAUUGUUUAACUUAGAGAAAGAAUUCACAAAUGGGGUUAAAAAUCUGGUUAACUUUUCAACUUCGUGCGUCGUUGAGACAAGUGGGAGGCUCUUGAAACAAAUUGGUGCAAUUGAAGGUGCUAUCAGGAAUUGCAAAUAUUUCUCCUAAUCUCAAGAGCCUCUUGAAGUCUCAUAUAAAUUCCGUUUUUUCGCUCAAAGUGUGACAGUUAAAAUGUUGAAAUUGGUUUCAGUUGUGAUUCUGGGGGCCCUAUUCCAGGUAUUACCAAUUAUUUUUUUUUAUUUACUUGAGUUUGGUUGUAUUAGGGUUGCUUUUGCCUCAAUCGUCAAGACGUUAUAAACGAGUAUUCGCCGAUUCUUGCUGCAAAAACUGCAAAUUUCAGUCAAGAUGCCAAAAACAUUCAUUCGGAGCUUGUAGUGGUUGAAAAUAUUUUGAAGAAUGACACUUUGAAUACAAUGACGUUUUUGAACACCCAGAUUGCGGCUGUUAAGAAAACUAUAACUGAUGCCAAAACGGCUUCUGCUAAUAAAACCACCGUUUUGAAUUGUUUGAGUGUCCAGGAGAAGGCAGCGGCGGCAUUGUCGGCGUCUGCUAUCAACUCAACUUGUUGGGUAACUGCUGAUUUUACUGAAUUAGCAGCAGCUGAAACUGAUUUAAAAACUUUGGCGACUAUUCCCAACAAUACUAUAUCGGCGUGCCAGACCCUGGACCCCCUUAGUCCCAGUCAAGAUCAGCUGUUUCUGGACUGCAUUGAAGCAAAAAUUCUGGAUUUGGAUACUCAAGUCGGAAUUUUGGAAACUAAUUUUGCUAAUGUUAAAAAUGCAACUGUCACUUCAACAAUCAAGUGUAUAACAGACGUGAGUUCUCCAAUCGCUGCGAAAAUCAACGAAAUCAGUUUUCAAGUCACACUUUGCUUAACACUAGGAUAAGAAUAAAAACGUUUUGUAAAAA